UCGACCCCCUAACCCCCCUCACCCCCCCAAUUUGCGCCGGUGUAGUAUAUAUAUAUAUGCUAUUAAAAUUAAAAGUUAGUAACACAAAACUAACAUACAGGAAACAAACACUUUUAACUACUAAAAUACUUUAUUGGGACCAAACAUAUUAUGGCUGAUUAUCAUCUUUACUAUCUAAACUCAAUAUCUAAACAAAAUCUGUUACAUUUUGUUCAAGCUACAAUGGAAUACUACAAAGGAAGCUAUUUCUUAUUUUCUUCAUUUACUGCAAAUCAUGCUGAAGCAAAAGCAUCAUGUGUUGGAUUGGGUGGUCACCUUGCAAUUAUACCAGAUGCAGAAACUCAAGCCUUCAUUCAAACUAAAGGAGCUGCUUACAAGAGUGAAGGAAAAUGGAUGACAAGCAAUAAUAACGCCUACAUUGAUGCAGUAAAAACAUCAGAUGGAACUGGUUGGGAAUGGAGCACAACACAUGACAAGUUUUAUUUUAAAACAACUCACCGUGGUAGUGGUGGUAAAUUCUUAUAAUCAAUUAUUUAAAAAAAUACAAAAUAUAUUAGUACAUUCAUUAAAUAAUAAAUUAUGAUAAGACAUAAAGACAACAUUGCAACAUG
Messenger RNA from Ciona intestinalis (vase tunicate), 611 nucleotides. The record is from RefSeq and is a predicted model, not a curated record. NCBI's taxonomy places the organism in Eukaryota, Metazoa, Chordata, Ascidiacea, Phlebobranchia, Cionidae.